Molecule: messenger RNA, 889 nt
Organism: Theileria parva strain Muguga
Lineage: Eukaryota; Apicomplexa; Aconoidasida; Piroplasmida; Theileriidae
Product: putative integral membrane protein
Exons: 1
Coding region: 307-642 (111 amino acids)
Source: RefSeq, a predicted model, not a curated record
UAUGCAAACGGGUGCAAGCCUAUGGUUAUGAAUAUGCUGAAUCCUAGACAUACUGAAGUAAUUUUAAGACAAUUCUGGCUAAAUUAAAAGAUAAAGUUACACACUCGGUUUGAUACGUUUUUUCAGAAAUUUUCCUAUAAUCUACACAUUUAGACAAUAAAUCUUAUUUUCUCCUUAAUUCACCGAAUUUGAAUAAAAUAUAUCACAAAAAACUAAUUCCAACACUUACUGUAAAACUACAACACCUACUGUGAAACUACAACACUUACUGUGAAAUUACAAUACUUGGGAUAAAAUUGUGUAGUAAUGACACAUUAUAGGUCUAAUGGGAAUGGGAGGGUGAAGACUGCUGACAACUGGACAUUCCAGACGAAUCCUUACAUCACUGCAAGGCCUCAGAUCCACUGCGUUGGCGACGACUGCAAGAGGAGUGAUUUGAACGUAUACUAUCAAUACGGCAAGAUGAACGUGAACCCGCCGGAACUAAUUCAGUACAUUCCGGUGAUUCUAAUAGCAACUCUGGCACUGAUUAUACUAAUAAUUUUCCUCGUAAAAAGACACAGAGCUAACAAGAAAUACCAGGAAUCUAUGCUAUCAAGGAUGGACGAUUUAAGGGAAAGAGAAUACAUUGAAACCUUAUAACAAUAAAUUAACUCAAUUUCUAAUCAGUUGUAAUCAGAUGUAAUGAGUUGUAAUCAAUUGUAAUCAAUUAUAAUCAACUGUAAUGAGUUGUAAUCAGUUGUAAUGUUCGAAGAUUGCUAAUUUAUUUUUAACUCCGUUGAAUUCGGGUACGAUUUUGUAGAGAAUAGUGGUUAAAAGCGUGUUGAGUGACUUGAUGAUAUGGGACGUUGUGAUUGACACCGCUCCCUAGAUAAUUUUUUACCUUAAU